Rhipicephalus sanguineus (brown dog tick) is the source of this 610-nucleotide messenger RNA. RefSeq names its product small nuclear ribonucleoprotein Sm D2 (gene SmD2). Gene Ontology annotation, biological process: spliceosomal snRNP assembly; RNA splicing. The transcript is spliced from 3 exons. The coding region runs from base 235 to 591 and encodes 118 amino acids. Gene Ontology annotation, cellular component: precatalytic spliceosome; U4/U6 x U5 tri-snRNP complex; catalytic step 2 spliceosome. Gene Ontology annotation, molecular function: RNA binding. NCBI's taxonomy places the organism in Eukaryota, Metazoa, Arthropoda, Arachnida, Ixodida, Ixodidae. The record is from RefSeq and is a predicted model, not a curated record.
AAGCCAAACCAAAGCGGCGUUCUGUGUAGCGUUCAUAAACGUGCGCCGGCCGCAUUGUAAGCGUUGUAGUGAUUGUUGUCGUUUGUACUGCAGCCAAAUCACUGUAGCUUGUGCGUUCUUCUUCAACGAGUGUCUUCGUUCGACCCACGUCCGAGCUACUUUACACCUACUCGUUUUUUUUUUUUCUUCACGCCAUCGUAGAAGUCCGAGCUUACUGCUUGCCACACUACCAACAUGUCGCUCUUGCAGAAACCGAAGAGUGAAAUGACUCCGGAGGAGUUGGCGAAAAGGGAAGAGGAAGAAUUCAACACCGGGCCCCUCUCGGUGUUGACUCAGUCCGUAAAAAACAACACUCAAGUACUCAUCAACUGCAGGAACAACAAGAAGCUCCUAGGACGAGUGAAGGCCUUUGACAGGCACUGCAACAUGGUGCUGGAGAAUGUCAAGGAGAUGUGGACCGAGAUUCCCAAGACGGGAAAGUCCAAGAAGAACAACCCCGUCAACAAGGACCGGUACAUCUCAAAAAUGUUCCUCCGGGGGGACUCCGUCAUCCUGGUCCUCAAGAACCCACUGGCUGCCACCAAAUCGUGAAUAAAAACAGUGUUGUGUA